AAUAUCCCCGUGUCUUAUGGACCGAGCGUCGUACGGGCGGAUAAACACAGCUCCUCACUGGGAACGGCCGGCCUUCACCGUUUCCCUCCGUUGGAUCCGACCGUGGGAGCAUGUCUGAGGACCAGGGGCCCACUUUCAAAGAAGAAAUGAUGGACGAGGGGUCGGUGACGAUGGAGGACGUGGCCGGUUCCUUCGCCCAUAAAGAGUGGGAGGGUCUGAACCCUGCCCAGCGCAACCUGUACUGGGAUGCAAUGCUGGAGAAUUACGGGAAACUCGCCUCGCUGGGGUUUCCCGUUCCCAAAGCGGAAACGGGCUCCCAGCCGGAGGAGAGGAAAGACCCGUGGGGCCGGGACGCGCAGGAGCCCGAGGAAAAAGAGGCCCCGAAAGAUCCUGCCAGAGACGCGGCCCGGAAGCCAGGCAGCGGCGGGGCCAAAAGGGCCCACAAGACGGUGACGUUCGAGACCAAGAUGGAGAUCCUGCGCCGCCUGGACGGCGGGGAGCGGCAGGGCCAGGUGGCCCGCUCCCUGGGCCUGCCCCACUCCACGGUGAGCACCAUCGUGAAGAACCGGGCCCGGAUCGUGCGCUACGUCCAGAGCGCGGGCAGCCUGCAGGCCGUCAUGGUCAACCCCAAGCGGGGCGCGCUGCUGGAGGAGACGGAGCGCCUGCUGACCCUGUGGCUGGACCACCAGGCCCGGCGGCGGGUCCCCGUCAACCAGGCGGUCAUCUCGGCCAAGGCCAGGAGCCUCCACGAGGCCCUGCGGGAGCGCCUGGGCGACGGGGCCAAGGAGGAGCCCCCGUUCUGCGCCAGCCACGGCUGGUUCGCCCGGUUCAAGCGGCGGGCCGGCCGGCCGGCGGGCCCCGCGGCCGCCGCGGCCUCGGCCUACCGGGCGGAGCUGGCCGGGCUGAUCGCCGGCGGCGGCUACGGCGCCCGCCAGGUGUUCAACGUGGACGAGACGGGCCUGUUCUGGAAGAAGCUGCCCGACAGCACGUCCCUGGCCCGGGAGGAGAAGCGGGCGCCGGGCCGCAAGCCGGCCAAGGACCGGCUGACCCUGCUGCUGGGCGGGAACGCCGCCGGGGACUUCAAGGUCAAGCCGCUCCUGGUCUACCACGCGGAGAACCCCCGGGCCUUCAGGGGGAAGGUCAAGGCCUCGCUGCCCGUGCUGUGGCGGUCCGGCCCCAAGGGCCGGGUCACCCCCGCCCUGUUCCAGGACUGGUUCGCCGGCGAGUUCGUGCCGGCCGUGCGGGCCUACCUGCGGCGGCACGGCCUGGCCUUCAAGGCCCUGCUGCUGCUGGACCGUGCCCCCGGCCACCCGCCGGCCCUGGGGGGCCUGGUGCCCGGGGUGAGCGUGGCCUUCCUGCCCCCGGCCGCCGCCUCGCUGCUGCAGCCCAUGGAGCAGGCGGUCAGCGCCGUCUUCAAGCGCUACUACGCCCGCCGCACGCUCAGCCAGGCGCUGGCCGCCACGGAGGGGGGCGGCGGCGCCGCCGGCCCCGCCCUGCGCGACUUCUGGAGGGGCUACGACAUCUGGACGGCGGCCCGCAACCUCGGCGACGCCUGGGCCGAGGUCGGGGCGCCCACCCUCAACGGCUCCUGGGCCGCGCUGUGCCCCCAGUUCCUGGCCGCCGACCCCCGGCCCGCCCCGGAGACCCCCGAGGGGCUCACGCGGGAGAUCGUGGCCCUGGGGCGGCGGCUGCGGCUGGAGAUGGACGCCGCCGACGUGGACGGCUGGAUGGACGCCCACCCGGAGGAGUCCCUGUCCGACGACGACCUCCUCGAGUGCCGCCGCCGCCGCCGCGGGGCCCCGGGGGCGGAGGCCGGGGGGCCGGCGCCGCCCCCCGCGCGCCCGGGCCUGGGCCCCGGACGGCUGGCGGCCAUCCUGAGGAAAGCGGACGAGCUCCUGGAAGCCAUCCUGGAGGAGGACCCCGACCGGGAGAGGAGCGCCAGGGUGCGGCGGGGCGUCCGGAGGGAGCUGGCCUGCUACAGGAGCCUCGAACAGAAGCAGAAGAAGGAGAAGAAGAAGGCGGCCCCCGGCCAGUCGGACGGGACCUCGGCCGCGGACUCCCGCUCCCCCUUCCCUCCGACGGCUCUCGAGGGGCGCCACUCGUUUCUCCCCGCGCGCGGCCCUCCCAGUCCCCGUCCCCACCUGACGGACGAGGGGCCCGAGGCCCGGAGAAGCGCGGUCGUCAUUCAGGGGUCGGUCGAGCGGUCGGACGGGUGA
Tachyglossus aculeatus (Australian echidna) is the source of this 2216-nucleotide messenger RNA. Its product is annotated as tigger transposable element-derived protein 1-like. Lineage: Eukaryota; Metazoa; Chordata; Mammalia; Monotremata; Tachyglossidae. Gene Ontology annotation, molecular function: DNA binding. Gene Ontology annotation, cellular component: nucleus. The coding region runs from base 111 to 2216 and encodes 701 amino acids. Gene Ontology annotation, biological process: regulation of DNA-templated transcription. The transcript has 6 exons. The record is from RefSeq and is a predicted model, not a curated record.